Messenger RNA from Clupea harengus (Atlantic herring), 7459 nucleotides. It is a transcript of the gene tnika, whose product is annotated as TRAF2 and NCK interacting kinase a. Gene Ontology annotation, molecular function: protein kinase activity; ATP binding. Gene Ontology annotation, biological process: protein phosphorylation. The record is from RefSeq and is a predicted model, not a curated record. Gene Ontology annotation, cellular component: cytosol. NCBI's taxonomy places the organism in Eukaryota, Metazoa, Chordata, Actinopteri, Clupeiformes, Clupeidae.
UGACUGAUCCUACCGCCCGCUCUCUGUAGCCUGUUUGCUGUGGUUGUAGAGCAGCACAUCAGAACCUUUAUCCUUGGUGCAGUGAACAUGUUUUCAAUAGAAUGCUCUCAUUCCAUGCAUGCGUGAGUAGACCGGCUGUAACCCACUGCCAGUGUUGCGGCGUGGCCAUUGCCUUUGGUUCGUUUACCGGAAGAUUAUUCUACCUCCUCUUGAUUUCUCGUGGGUUUUCCUACGAAGUGAUUGCAUAGUCGUAGCCGAGGAUUCUCUUAGCUUUCCCCUUAGGUAAACGUAAUUAUAUAUCACCUGCUUUCGCUGUAAGCCCCAUUCACUGGGAACAUGGCGAGCGACUCCCCGGCACGAAGUCUGGAUGAAAUAGACCUCUCCGCGCUGAGGGACCCUGCUGGCAUAUUUGAGCUGGUCGAAUUGGUCGGCAAUGGGACAUACGGACAGGUGUACAAGGGUCGUCAUGUCAAGACGGGACAGCUGGCAGCCAUCAAGGUCAUGGAUGUCACAGGAGAUGAAGAGGAGGAGAUCAAGGCGGAGAUCAACAUGCUGAAGAAGUACUCCCACCACCGUAACAUCGCCACCUACUAUGGUGCCUUCAUCAAGAAGAACCCACCAGGCAUAGAUGACCAGCUUUGGCUGGUGAUGGAGUUCUGUGGGGCGGGCUCGGUGACGGACCUUAUUAAGAACACCAAAGGUAACACCCUGAAAGAAGAGUGGACAGCCUACAUCUGCAGAGAAAUCCUGAGGGGCCUCGCGCACCUCCACCAGCACAAAGUCAUCCACCGAGACAUCAAGGGCCAGAACGUUCUACUGACUGAGAAUGCAGAGGUCAAGCUUGUGGACUUUGGCGUGAGCGCUCAGCUGGACCGCACGGUUGGCCGAAGGAACACGUUCAUUGGCACGCCUUACUGGAUGGCUCCUGAAGUCAUCGCCUGUGACGAGAACCCGGAUGCUACAUACGACUUCAAGAGUGACCUGUGGUCGUUGGGAAUCACCGCUAUCGAGAUGGCAGAGGGAGCCCCACCGCUGUGUGACAUGCAUCCGAUGCGAGCCCUCUUCCUCAUCCCCAGGAACCCCGCUCCCCGGCUCAAGUCCAAGAAGUGGUCCAAAAAGUUCCACCAGUUCAUCGAGAGCUGCCUGCUGAAGAACCACAACCAGCGGCCCAGCACGGAGCAGCUGCUGACCCACGCCUUCAUCAGGGAGCUGCCCAAUGAGAGGCACAUCCGUAUCCAGCUCAAGGACCACAUCGACCGCACCCGCAAGAAGCGGGGGGAGAGAGAUGAGACGGAGUACGAGUACAGCGGGAGUGAGGAGGAGGAAGAGGAGCACGACAAGGGAGAACCCAGUUCCAUCAUCAACGUCCCGGGCGAGUCGACCCUGAGGCGGGACUUCCUGCGCCUGCAGCUGGCCAAUAAGGAGCGCUCGGACGCGCUGCGGCGGCAGCAGCUGGAGCAGCAGCAGAACGAGGAGCACAAGCGCCAACUGCUGGCCGAGCGGCAGAAGCGCAUCGAGGAGCAGAAGGAGCAGCGGAGGAGACUGGAGGAGCAACAGCGGCGUGAGCGAGAGCUCCGGAAACAGCAGGAGAGAGAGCAGCGGCGGCGCUAUGAGGAAAUGGAGCAGCUGCGCCGAGAAGAGGAGAGGAGACAGGCCGAGAGGGAGCAGGAGUACAUCCGCCGGCAGUUGGAGGAGGAGCAGAGGCAGCUAGAGAUUCUGCAGCAGCAGCUCCUGCAGGAGCAAGCUCUCCUUCUGGAGUACAAGCGUAAGCAGCAUGAGGAACAGAGGCAGGCCGAGCGUCUCCAGCGGCAGCUCCAGCAGGAGAGGGCCUACCUGGUGUCCCUUCAACACCAGCAGCAGCAGCAGCAGCAGGAGUCGCGGCAGGCGGCCGAGAAGAAGCAGCUGUACCACUACAAAGAUGCCGUCAACCCCGCUGACAAGCCGGCGUGGGCCAAGGAGCUUCCCCACCCCCUCCCACCCUCUCAGGUCCUCAAGCAGCUAGCAGCUGAAACCCCCCGGUCCGCCGGUCUCCGCCAGCACCACUCCUUCCACCUGGUGGAGCCUCCCCCCAACUACCCGGCCCCGCGGCCUAACUUCGGUGCCCGCCGCGCCCCCUCCCACGCGGCUAACAUGCCCCUCUCCAGCAGACCUCAGCUGCAGCAGAAGCAGCAGCAGCAGCAGCCGCAGCAGCCGCAGAAGCAGUCUCAGCACCAGCCCAGGCAAACCCCCCACAUCCAGCUGUCUCCAGACAGCGCCCUGGCCCUGCAGAUCAGCCAGCACGUGCGCAGGGAGCUAAAGGCCAAGCGGGCCCAGAGCCAGCAGCCCCGCGGACGCAGCCCAGACCACCACCCCAAACCCCAGGCCAACCCCAACGCGGUUGAGGAGCGCUCCAAGCUGAACCGUCAGAGUUCUCCAGCGCUGCAGCACAAAGUCACCAAUCGGAUCUCCGACCCCUCUCUCCCACCCCGUUCCGAGUCCUUCAGCAGUGGGGGGGUUCAGCCGGCUCGCACCCCACCCAUGCAUCGGCCCAUAGAGCCACAGAUGGCCCAUCUGGUGCCUGUGAAGUCCCACAGUCCCACCAUGUCUGGAUCGCAGUCCCUGCACGACCAGUCGCCCAAGGGGGUCGCCGGCUUCCAGGAGGGCCCACCAUCCCACCGGCCCGAGAUGCCCCCCCGGCAGAACUCGGACCCCACCUCCGAGGUCCCCGCCCUGCCCUCCCGCGUGGACAAGCUGGAGCGGGGCUCCUGGCUCAGGGAAGAGGAUAUUCCCCCCAAGGUGCCCCAGAGAACCAUCUCCAUCUCUCCAGCGCUGGUCAGGAAGAACUCCCCCGGAAACGGAGGAGGAGGAGGAGGAGGAGGAGGAGGAGGGCUAUUGCCUAGAGCAGGACCACAACCACAACUCAUACGGGCCAGUAACCCUGACCUGCGGCAGCCGGAGCUGUCACUAGACGCGGCUCUGCAGAGGCCCAGCAGCAACAGCUCAUCCAGCUCUGGCACACCCACCUCCCAACCGGGAUCCAGCGAGAGGAACCAGAGCAGAGAUGCACCCAAGGCCGAGACCUCUCCCACCGCAUCCCAGGAAAGCCCCAAGCCCAAGCAAGAGGAAGCUCGCGAGACACCUAGACCCAGUAGACCAGCAAGCUAUAAGAAAGCCGUAGAUGAGGACCUGACUGCGUUGGCCAGGGAGUUGCGUGAGCUGCGGGCGGAUGAGGCUCCUCGCCCCCCCAUAAAGGUAACGGACUACUCCUCCUCCAGCGAGGAUUCAGAGAGCAGCGAGGAUGAUGGGGAGAACGUGGGCCUCGAUGGCACCGUGCACGUCAGUGACGUCCCACGGAUCAUGCCAUCAGCACAGGGUAAUAAUGAGUCCUACGGAGGCGGCCAUGACGAUUCACUCAAUGAUGGUUCCAAAGACGGCACCCUGAUGCUGGGAGAGACACGUGAAAGGAAGCGCUCUACUCACUCAGAGAGCAACGGCUUUGCCGGCCACGGCAACCUGCCAGACCUGGUCCAGCAGAGCCACUCCCCAGCCGGGACGCCCACAGAGGGCCUGGGCCGCCUCUCCGGCCUGGAUGCCAUGGAGGAGUUUGCAAAGGGGGGAGGUUCUAAGUCCUCCUUCACACCAUUUGUGGAUCCGCGGGUCUACCCCACCUCUCCCUCCGACGCCGACAGUGACUCGGCUGAAGCACUAUUUGCGAACGAGCUGCUGAGGCAGGAGGAGGCCAAGCUGAACGAGGCCAGGAAGAUCUCUGUUGUCAAUGUCAACCCCACCAACAUCCGCCCGCACAGCGACACGCCCGAGAUCCGCAAGUACAAGAAGCGCUUCAACUCGGAGAUCCUGUGUGCUGCUCUAUGGGGCGUCAACCUGCUGGUGGGCACAGAGAAUGGCCUGAUGCUCCUGGACCGCAGCGGCCAGGGCAAGGUCUACAACCUGAUCACACGCAGGCGCUUCCUGCAGAUGGACGUGCUGGAGGGCCUCAACGUGCUGGUCACCAUAUCAGGCAAGAAGAACAAACUGCGGGUGUACUAUCUGUCCUGGCUGAGGAACCGGAUCUUGCACAAUGACCCUGAAGUGGAGAAGAAGCAGGGAUGGGUUACCGUAGGAGAGCUGGAGGGCUGUGUGCACUAUAAAGUUGUGAAAUAUGAGCGAAUCAAAUUCCUGGUGAUUGCUCUGAAGAACUCGGUGGAGAUUUAUGCCUGGGCCCCCAAGCCCUACCAUAAAUUCAUGGCUUUCAAGUCUUUCACAGAUCUGCCUCAGAGGCCUCAGCUGGUGGACUUGACGGUGGAGGAAGGUCAGAGGCUCAAGGUCAUCUACGGCUCCAACAUGGGCUUCCAUGUCAUUGAUGUGGACUCCGGGAACCCCUUCGACAUCUACAUCCCCUCACACAUCCAGAGCAGCGUGACUCCGCACGCCAUCGUGGUGCUCCCCAAGACGGACGGCAUGGAGAUGCUGCUGUGCUACGAGGACGAGGGCGUGUACGUCAACACGUACGGACGCAUCACCAAGGACGUGGUGUUGCAGUGGGGAGAGAUGCCCACCUCAGUCGCUUAUAUCCACUCCAACCAGAUCAUGGGCUGGGGAGAGAAGGCCAUCGAGAUCCGCUCUGUGGAGACGGGCCACCUGGACGGGGUCUUCAUGCACAAGCGAGCGCAGCGCUUGAAGUUCCUCUGUGAGAGGAAUGACAAGGUGUUCUUUGCCUCGGUCCGCUCGGGUGGCAGCAGUCAGGUGUUCUUUAUGACCCUCAACAGGAACUCCAUGAUGAACUGGUGAAGCUCCUGUCCGAGUUGACGCCACUGAGGCAACCCUAGUCACAAGGAGCCAAGAUGGUGUCUGAUUUUUUUAGGUACAUUUAACACUGGUUCAAAAGAAUGAAAAUUAAGAAGAAAAUAAUACAGUUCUAGAGAAACUAAAGAGCCUCAGACUGUGAUCAAGCCAAGUUUCCAGAUCUCCAGUUCUGGAAAGGAUUGCCUUGUAUCAAGCUUUUUGGUUGGAGAGCCACGGAACUGGCUUUUUGAACUGGAGCCGCUACUCCUGAGCGCCUGUUCCCCACAGUGACAUGCCAUCUCCAGCAGGGGGAGCCAAAGCGGCUUGCUGCUGGGAAAAGAGACUGGUCAUGGAGCCUCCUCUGAGGCGGCUCUCCAUUUCUCUGUGUGCUAUUCCACCCUCACACCUUACAAUGGGACUUUAAACCUGUGGACUUUUAACCUGUGGGAGAAAGUGCUGUUUUACUGCUUUACUGUCUCGGGCAGCAGAGGGGCAGGAUUAUCACAGCAAGCUGUACAGGAAAUAUGUGUGCGUGCGUGUGUGUGUGUUGGGUGGUUGUGGGGAAUGUGAAAAGAUUAAAAAAUAAAGAGGCAACCUCUGACAGAGGGAAACUUCUAGACCUUUGAUGUUUUCAUCCACAGUGAAAUCAGGUUGUUUUUGUUUCUCACUCCCGCAGCUCCUGUGAUACAUUGGUGUAGGAGGAGAGGAGUGCAGCAGGUUGGUGCUAAACAUGAGCACUAUACCUAUACUGUAUUGAGGGCUGUGGCCUUUUUGGGGCUGGUGCUCUUGUUGUCCCCAUCACCCUCUCAGCCUUCAUAUCACCACUGCUGUCUUUGGCUCAGGCCGUUGUGGAGUGGAAUUCAGACCUUAUGCUCUUGGACGUUCCUCCUAGGUUCUGGUGCAUCAUGUGUCUUGAGUUUAACCUUGUCCUCCAGCUCAUCACCUCCCAAGCCCGCGAUUGUGUUCGGAACAUUCCUGUCGAUUCCCGCCACCCCUUCAAAAUGCUCGUGUCUUCAGAACUGCUCCACCAAGCAAGCCCCAAAUGUCAACACGGCUGCCUCUUGUGCACUGCUGAAUCGUAACAACUACUGUACACCUUGGGACUGUAAUUGACCUACCUCGUAAUCAUGUGUCUUGGGUUAUUUCUUUUCAGAAAGGCAGAGGCUGAUCGAGAGACCUUACAUUAUAGCUGAUGUUUUCACAACAAUACCUUCAUCCUUAUGAAAAUGAGAGUGGGAUUGCCAGAAUAGGAGAACUCACUUAAGACACAGUUUCAGACUAAGAUCAUGUGUUAUUCUGAUUUGAGCAGGAAAAGAAAAUAGGUAUAUUUUCUUUUAUUGAAAUCAUUUUAUAUCAUUUUGAAUUUGAUGAUGUAUCAUCUAGCAUGGUAUAAAUAGUUUAAAGUUUCCUUUAUAUAUACAUACUGGGGAAAAAAAAAGAUUGACCUUGUUUUAACAUUGUAGAUGUGACAUAAAAUAAUAUGACAGUAAGUGUGUUUUAACGUAAGUAGGCAAAAGACAAGUCUGAUUAAAUCACUCACAGAAUGCAGCAAGCAGAAAUGUGUAGCCCUGCUUGCGGAUUUAAAACUACUGUAGCCAUUCAUUGCCGAUUGAUUGACAUGGGAAAACAGACAGGGAGGCCAGACCAUGUGAAGUGCCCUUGAGAAGGGAAGGGAAGGGAAGGGAAGGGAAGGGAAGGGAAGAGAAGGGGCUUUGGACUGGUGCCUCGUAAACAGGCUCAGGUGGGCAAGCCCCACUUCCUUUGGUGUGGAUCUGAGCACACCUCCACACACACCACAGCUUCAGAAUUCUCCUCCUGGGUUGAGUCAUGGGACCAGCCCUGCACAUCCUCUCAAUCCAUCUCAUAGCUGUAGUGUAGUAUACACAUUCCGGAAACUUCCGAAGAGGAUACCGGAGUUGCAGAAGUCCUCAAACUGGAUUAUUAAUCUUUUUUUUUUUUUCUUGUUUACUGUUUAGGAUGAGGGAGGUGCUACUUUUUCUUCCUUUUAAUUGAUGUCUUUGAAAUAUUUUGUAAAUAUUUCACACCAUCAAGUGACCACAGUUGAAGCGGUGCAAGUGUCAUUUCUAAUAGUCAUACUGCAUCCAUUACAGAUUUGUUUAUCUUGUUUUCACGUACACUGUAAUUAUCUUGGUCCCCUGUGUGCAAUCACAUAAGCCCUGGGAGUGUAUCUAUCGUUCAAUCUUCUGAACAUCUCUCUGGGGUCAUCUGUCAUUUUUGCACACUGUACAUAUUUGUAUUUCAGACAUGCAUUUAAAUGGACAAAGAGAAGAGUUAUGUGGAGACAUGAGUGUUUGCACUCCUGAUAUAGAGUUUUAGCAAUAAUGAUGUCUUGCUGUGCGUGUGCGUGCGUGCGCGUGCAUGCGUGUUUGUGUGCGUGCGUGCGUGCGUGUGUUUGUGUGUGUGUAGUGAUUGAGUGAAUGUUUGGGAGGAACACUGUGCUAGCUUGUGCUUGGGAGUUUUAAAGAGAAUCAGACUCUCCUGUCACUUUGACUUUCACAUAUUUGACUUUCAGUUAUAGUGGCAUUGACACUUUAAUCACCUCAAACAAUGAUUGGGUAGUGUUUUAGUUUUUGACAUGUUCCCCAAGGAGACGGUCAUGGUUUCCACCCACACAAGACAUCAAUGGUUGUCUUUCAUUUUGUUUUUUAAGAAUAAAGAUAAGAACAAUAAGAAAGUA